Cylindrotheca closterium is the source of this 669-nucleotide messenger RNA. NCBI's taxonomy places the organism in Eukaryota, Bacillariophyta, Bacillariophyceae, Bacillariales, Bacillariaceae. The record is from the annotation of a GenBank genome assembly.
AUGGUCUCCAAGAGAGCAUUUUCAACACCUGGAUAUUGUUCCAAGGUGAACGAUGAAAACGAUCCGGCUCAAAUCGGGAAAAGAAAGCUGGCACUGUUACUGUUUCAAUCCUUUCCACUUGAUUGGCAGGGAGAUUUUAUCAAUUCGCGAAAUGAUCCGGCGAAUGACGAUAAUAUUGCGUGGAAAGAUAUUGUCAGUUGGAUGGCGCAGAAGAAAAGAACAGUGGACAGAAAGAAGCUCAUGCAGGAGAGUUCUCAACGGAAUUCACAAGGUUUUCAACGUGGAGGUAUUUCCUACCAACAGAACCAAGGACAACUUCAACCAAGAAACCCCUACAAUGGUGACAGAGGCCGUGGAUUCAAUGGCCAGCGCAGUGGACGCUCCCAAGCUGGUCGCUUUCAGCCAGGACAAAACUAUCAAGGCAGAGGCCAACCACAGCAACAACAGAGACAAAACUACUAUGCUGAGUUGCACUAUAAUCAAGAAGCUGAAAGCUUUGCUGCGGAAGGCAGCGUUCCUGAAUGGAACCAAGACGGAAUGUCUUAUGGUGGAAUGCCAAGUGCCGAGCAGAACCAGCAUCAAGAACACUUUUAUCAAGCUGAAGAAAAUCAGCAACAAUGGAACGAUCAAUUCAACUUUGAACAGGAAGAAUAUUAUCCUGAAGAGUAG